Molecule: messenger RNA, 1132 nt
Organism: Phoenix dactylifera (date palm)
Lineage: Eukaryota; Viridiplantae; Streptophyta; Magnoliopsida; Arecales; Arecaceae
Source: RefSeq, a predicted model, not a curated record
GAAAUGGGGCAGGCUUUAUGUUGCUUACAAGUGGACCAGUCUGUGGCCAUCAAAGAAACUUUUGGUAGGUUCACUGAUGUGCGGCCUGGAUGCCACUGCUUGCCAUGGUGUCUAGGGCAGCAGAUUGCUGGCUAUCUCUCAUUGCGUGUGCAACUUGAUGUUCGUUGUGAAACAGACAAAGGUGAUAACGUGUUUGUUACUGUUGUUGCAUCUAUACAAUACCGUGCUCUUGCUGGCAAGGCGUCUGAUGCUUUUUAUAGACUUAGCAACACAAGGGAACAGAUUCAAUCUUAUGUUUUUGAUGUCAUCAGGGCGAUUCCAAAGCUGAACUUAGAUGAUGUAUUUGAACAGAAGAAUGAUAUUGCAAAAGCUGUGGAAGAUGAACUUGAAAAGGCAAUGUCAAUGUAUGGAUAUGAUAGUUCAAACACUUAUUGUGGAUAUGAGCCUGACGAGCAUGUUAAGAGAGCAAUGAAUGAGAUUAAUGCAGCUGCUAGGCUGAGGGUGGCAGCAAAUGAAAAGGCUGAAGCUGAGAAAAUACUGCAGAUCAAGCGCGCUGAAGGAGAUGCAGAAUCCAAGUACUUGGCAGGGCUUGGUAUAGCACGCCAACGCCAGGCCAUUGUGGAUGGGCUGAGGGACAGCGUGCUUGCCUUCUCCGUAAAUGUGCCUGGGACCACAGCCAAGGAUGUCAUGGAUAUGGUGCUUGUGACACAGUACUUUGACACCAUGAAAGAGAUUGGAGCAUCCUCAAAGUCCUCUUCCGUGUUCAUCCCUCAUGGGCCUGGGGCUGUGAGGGACAUUGCUACGCAAAUAAGGGACGGCCUCCUCCAAGCCAACACCACUCACCAGUAGGACCAAAUGGGAGGCUAGUUUCCCAGCAAUGUCAUGGCUGAUUGUUUAAAAGGGUUGAUUGUUUCUUUUCUUUGUUAAGUGCUUUAAUUUGUUGCCAGUAUUGGGAAGAUGCAGAAUACAAAACUAUAAGAUGGUGUGCAUAUAGUGAGUAUAUAUUUUAGGCUUAUUGUUUUGUGCAUUUUGUGAGCAUGUUGUACAUGAUUUGGUGUAACUAGCGAUUUUCAUGGUACAAUUUAUGAGUGCAUGGUAAAGGCAAUAAGGAUGGAGGUGACUGUUAUUAUCA